Molecule: messenger RNA, 4296 nt
Organism: Coturnix japonica (Japanese quail)
Lineage: Eukaryota; Metazoa; Chordata; Aves; Galliformes; Phasianidae
Gene: MSL2
Product: MSL complex subunit 2
Biological process (GO): protein ubiquitination
Cellular component (GO): MSL complex
Molecular function (GO): ubiquitin protein ligase activity
Source: RefSeq, a predicted model, not a curated record
GGAGCUGACACCCCCGGCCCGGGGCCGCCCGCCCCCGCCGCCCGCACGGACUCGGCGCCGCGCGUUCUUCUCACCCCGAAGGCGGCGGCGUGCGAGCGGCUGCGAUGAACCCGGUGAAUGCCACUGCUCUCUACGUUUCCGCGAGCCGCCUGGUGCUCAACUACGACCCGGCAGAUCCGCAGUCCUUCACCGAGAUUAACAAGCUCCUGCCCUACUUCAGGCAGUCCCUCUCCUGCUGCGUGUGCGGAAAUUUGCUACAAGAUCCUAUUGCUCCUACAAACUCCACGUGUCAGCAUUAUGUCUGCAAAACGUGUAAGGGCAAGAAGAUGAUGAUGAAACCAUCAUGCAGCUGGUGCAAGGACUACGAACAGUUUGAGGAGAAUAAGCAGCUAAGCAUUUUAGUGAAUUGCUAUAAGAAACUCUGCGAGUACAUAACACAGACUCCACUGGCGCGAGAUAUUAUCCAAGCAGUUGACUGUUCUGCAGACCUUUUGGCUUUGCUCAAAGAUGGAUCACCACUCCACGAAGAGACGGAAAAACCUCCCGACACAACCUUGGCUUUGUGUUUGACACAUUCCCCAGUACCUUCAACCUCGGAACUCACAAGUGAUCCUCCAGCUGAUGCGACGUCAAAACCCGAGAGCACGCAGGAUGUUGAUAUUAGAGGUUCUGUUAUCAAUGGUUUGCCCAAUUGUAAUGGGCUUUCAGUAGAUAAACUUGGAGUGACUAUUCCUUCUCCUGAACACACAAACACGAUUGAUGUAUGUAGUACCGGAGAGUAUAUGAAAAAUGAAGAUACCUCCAGCAGCCUGCAGCCUGUGUGUGACCCGGUUUCCACCAGUGAUUUGUGUACGACAGGCAUCGACAUCUGCAGUUUUAGUGAAGAUAUAAAACCAGGCGGAUCUCUUCUCCUCAGUGUUGAGGAAGUUCUCCGGAGCUUAGAAACAGUUUCAAAUACUGAAGUCUGUGGCUCUAAUUUGCAGCCCAGCUUGGAGGCAAACGUGACUAAUGGCCCUUUCCUACAGCUUUCUCCCCCGCCUCUUAGCCAUAACAUUUUCGUGUCCACAGAUGCUCCUCCUCACGGGAUCUCGUGUACAGCAGCAACACCCAAGGUAGUCAAGUUAAACAGAAAGCGAUCUCGAUCAGAAAGCGACAGUGAAAAGGUGCAACCUCUACCCAUCUCCAGCAUCAUCUGUGGCCCAACACUGGGAGCAUCAGCUCCUGUAACAGUGAAACAGGAAAACAAAAUGUCUUUGCAGCCUGUUGCAACUGUUCCUAACGGAGGCACGACUCCCAAAAUAAGCAAAACUGUGCUCCUGUCCAACAAAAGCGUGAAAAAGAAUUUAGAACACGCCCCUAAGAAAUCUCACCCCAAAGCCAAACCAGGAGUGCUGAAAACAAAGGACAAAGCAAAGGAGAAAGUCCCGAGCAGUAACGUUAUGCCAGGAAGCCCAACAAAAACUGUGUAUAAAAAGCCACAAGAAAAGAAAGGGUGCAAAUGUGGUCGUGCCACCCAAAAUCCAAGUGUUCUUACAUGCCGUGGCCAACGCUGCCCUUGCUACUCUAACCGCAAAGCCUGCCUUGACUGCAUAUGCCGUGGCUGCCAAAACUCCUACAUGGCUAAUGGGGAGAAGAAGCUGGAGGCAUUUGCAGUGCCAGAAAAGGCCUUGGAGCAGACUAGGCUUACUUUGGGCAUUAAUGUGACAAGCAUUGCGGUGCGCAAUGCCAGCACAAGCACCAGUGUAAUCAAUGUGACAGGGUCACCAGUAACUACGUUUUUAGCUGCCAGUACACACGAUGACAAAAGUUUGGAUGAAGCUAUAGACGUGAGAUAUGACUGUUGAAUCUUUUUCUUUUCCCUGCCGUCAGUAGGGGAACUGCUACAGUUUAAAGGCAGCUAUGGUUCUGUUUAACUUGCUGGAGCUCCUGCGUUUAGAUCACUUGUAUCAAGUGUUUUUCAUUGCUAUGUUAUGUGUAUUAGUGUCUGGGAAAUAGUUGCAGAUAAUGGAGGAGUUACCCUAAAACUGUUUUUAGUUCUUACGGCACCUCAUAGUUUGAGAUGAAUUGCUGAUGUAAAUGAUUUUAUCACAAGAUCUUUGGCAAGGAGUCUAUUAGCCUCAUUGUACUUGCUCAUGCUUUGUGCUCAGUCAAAGCUUCUGCUUAAACGUAGAGAAGUGCUGUCUAGUUAGCCCGUGUAAACUGUGCUACAUUAUGGUGCAGAAAAGUAAUUAUCAAUUGGUUACAAUCACUAUUGUCAGAAAAAUCACCUAUUAUUUCUGGAGGAAACGCGGCAUUAAGCUGAGGAGCAUGGUCUGAAAAGGGUAGGUCAUUUCUGAUAGUUAGAAUUGAUUAUGGACAGUUACAAAUUAAGAUCAGUAAGAUCCUGAGAAAGCCAACAGCCCACAGAGCAGUUCAGCCUCCCCGCGAGGGUCAGGGAGUUACUCAUAUGUUAGAGGGCUGACUGCAAUACGCCACCCCUGGUAAUGCCAUCAUCCUGGUUUUCUUCCUGCCAGUUCCAGUGGUCACACUCCUGACCUGUUCAUGCCCUCCAUGCCUGCUCCAUUUGUUUGACACGUGCCCACCUUGACUGAAGUAGAAAAAUUGCUUGUACGCAAAGAAGGUUCAAGUUUGAGUAGCGCUACUUCCUUAGCAGCCCCCUCCUUUAUUUCUUUCAUUGCCAGUUCCUGGUGGUUUUGAUUUUAACGCUGCUGCAUCUAGAACAGAACUGCUGGGUGUUUCUGUUUGAUUGAAGCUGAAGCACCUGGGAGAGCCCCCUUUGAGGGCAGUUCUUUGCUGAUGAUCCCUCAGCUGGGGCAGAAAUGGAUUUCUAUCAAAGGUCAAAUAUUGUGGAUGUGUCAGACACAAAAAGCUGUAUAAUUUACCCGGAACCCAUCACGUUUUUUGUGAUACAUCAAAGGUCGGAGUUUUUGUGGCUUGGGCUGAAAAGACCCCAAAUGGCAAAAUAACACAGAGAUGUCAGAGAGCUCAUUUUAGAAAGUGUUAAAAAUGGAAACGCCUUUGUAGGAAUUCAGUUUUAUUAUCAAACAAAAACAAAAGCGGAUGUAAUUGUAAUCCCUAAAUAAAAGUACAGCCAGAAGCGUUUGGUCUCGCAGUUGAGAUUCCACUGGCAACCUAAAAAAUGCAGUUGCUUUGUGAAAGCAGAAAUUUCUCCUCUUGGAAUGAUAGAGCACAGAUGAAGCACAGGCUGACUGGAACACACCACAUCACCUUCUAAUUUAAAAGGCAAUUCCUGUUUCAGCAGCAUGUGAAAUACUAUGUGAAUUUUUCGGGUUAACUGCUUCCAUCUCUCUUCAAUUCAUCCAAUGGAGCCCGCAGUGCUUGCUGACCUAACGUCAGGUAUAUUUUGAUUUGGCACAAAGCAUGUACAAUGAUGGUUACUCACCUAAGAAAUAAGCAAAAACCUUUGGACACGAAUGGCACCUCCUUUCGUUUUGUAGUGUACCAUGGUGUCAUUUUCUGUGGAUGUGGUCAGAUCUUUCUGUUGGUUUUGGUUUGUUUCUCCCCCCGUCUUUUUUGUGGGGUGGGCAGGGUGGGGGGUUAAAGCCAUAGGAAGAAAAAUGUGAUGUAUGUGUCCAGUCUGUACUUUUUUGUUUUUGUUUUGCAAGAAGAGUUGAAAAAUAUUUUUGAUAAUGAGUAAAUGGUGGAAAAUGCUUCUUAGUAUUCUUGUCUUUAUUUGCCAACCCAGGUACCUAAGGUCUGUGUUUUCUAGCUCUCAUGAGGUUUAACGAUGUCCUAUUAAAAUGUAUUUAGUUAAACUUGUAUGUGAUGAUUUUUGUGUUGACCCAAGAGGAUCCUGCAGUUUCCUGGUUUGGUGGUUUGAUUGUGACCUACUGAUGUAAAUCUGUUUCCCAGUCCACUACAUGUAAGAAACGUUGCCAGACCAGAGUCUGAUCUCAGAGCAGCAACAUGCACAGCAUGGGCUGUUCCUAAAUGGUGUUGCAGAGCUGUUGAGUUUUGCUGGGAUUGUUGGUGGUACGUUUAUUAGGACUAAUAUUAAAUGACAUGCGUAGUGCUUGUGCUCCAGAAAUGCAGGAUUACGUGGAGUCUUCAGUAUCUCACUGCUGCGUUAAAUAUGGUACCAAAAUUGGGUGGUUGAGGUCAAGUGUGUGUUGGAACUGUUGACAGGAGAGCCCUGAUCGUUCAUUGAUCGUUAAUGUAACAGUGCAAAUGGUAGAUUCAGGUUGUUUCUAAAAACGUUUCUUUUUAUGCUGCCACGUUUUUGAAUUGUGUAUUAAAAUUCAAAUUGAUUUAAUAAAUGUUAGUUUUCUAAUUCUA